ACUACACAGCUGAGUACGGUUACCCUUCAACAACCUUUCAAUUCAAUGAGAAUCAAGUAUUGAUUCCCCAUUGCUUGAUCUAAAUUAGUGAAACAAACAUAGUAUAAAAGUGUAACUUAAUAUUGUAUCUUAAGUGUAGCAAAGCUGGUGUCAAGAAUUAGGCUUCAAUUAAAGCUUACUUCGUUAAAAACGCUUGCAAAAUUAAAAGUCAAUUUUUGCAUGUAUUUAAUCAUUAAUUUUUGCAAACAAAUAUUUUGUGAAUCAAACUGAAUACAUCACAAAUAUGGCACCAAAGCUUCCAAUCAAUAUUUCAACAUUUAGUAAAUCUCAAAUCCGUGAAUGGAUCAAUUCAUUUGAGGUCAUUUUAACUGAUUGCGAUGGUGUACUUUGGCUUUACAACAAUAUUCUAAAGAAUAGUAAUGUUGUCAUUAAUCGUUUGCUUGAAAUGGGAAAGAAAGUUUACUUCAUAACAAACAAUAGCACAAAAACCCGGGAUGAGUUGGUUGAGAAAGCAAAAACUAUGAAUUUUAAUGUCGGGAUGGAAGGUAUGAUCUCAACUGCAUAUCUUGCAGCUCAAUACUUAAAACAACAAAAUUUCAACAAGAAAGUUUAUAUCGUCGGAAGUUCUGGGAUAUCGAAAGAAUUAGAUUUGGUCGGUUUAAAACAUGUUGGAGUUGGACCUGAUGUCAUGAAUGGCACUAUUGUUUCUCUUGUUAAAGAACAAUUCAAACCUGAUCCCGAGAUUGGAGCUGUCAUUGUUGGUUUUGAUGAGAAUUUCUCAUUCCCAAAAAUGAUGAAAGCUGCUUCUUACCUCAACAAUCCAUCGACAAUUUUUGUUGCAACUAACACGGAUGAGCGUUUCCCAAUGCCCAACUUUGUUGUACCUGGAACUGGUGCAAUUGUCAAGGCAAUCGAGACUUGCGCUGAGCGCAAAGCGGUUGUCAUGGGAAAGCCGGAAAAUUGGUUGUGUGAUAUUUUCUUCAAAGAAGAGAUUAAACGUGACAGCAGAAAGUUUUUAAUGAUUGGCGAUCGCCUCAAUACUGACAUUUUGUUUGGGAAGAAAAACAACUUCCAGACACUUUUAGUUGAAACCGGCGUGCAUAAGAUUGACAAAGUUCAAGAUAUUAUCAAUCAAAUCAACAAUGGUGACACAGAUUUGGAUCUUGCAAAUCAAGUUCCUGAUUUUUACAUCUCCAGCUUAGGGGAUUUGUUCAACAAUUAUGAUUGAAUCAUUGUUUAGAAAAAAGAACAUUAAAAGAUUUUAUUCAACUCGUUUAAUUGAAAUUAGAAGUGUUCAAAUAAUAUUUAUUUAUUAUUAGCUAAAUAUCUAUUUUUUGAAUAAAAUCAGAACAAACAAACACACGUUUCGUGUCAUAAAACUUUA
Molecule: messenger RNA, 1384 nt
Organism: Clunio marinus
Lineage: Eukaryota; Metazoa; Arthropoda; Insecta; Diptera; Chironomidae
Source: the annotation of a GenBank genome assembly